Fusarium coffeatum is the source of this 1977-nucleotide messenger RNA. RefSeq lists its product as uncharacterized. NCBI's taxonomy places the organism in Eukaryota, Fungi, Ascomycota, Sordariomycetes, Hypocreales, Nectriaceae. Bases 1 to 1977 code for a protein of 658 amino acids. Gene Ontology annotation, biological process: single strand break repair; double-strand break repair. The record is from RefSeq and is a predicted model, not a curated record. Gene Ontology annotation, molecular function: 3'-tyrosyl-DNA phosphodiesterase activity; double-stranded DNA binding; single-stranded DNA binding. Gene Ontology annotation, cellular component: nucleus. The transcript is spliced from 9 exons.
AUGGCUGGGUCUCGCCAAGAUCCCCUCGAAUUGGGGAGUGAUAUGGACGAAGACGAGGCGUUGAGCUAUGCAAUCGCCCUUUCACUUCAGGAACAAGAGGUCCAAGACGAGCAGAGUUCGCAGAUCCCGAGCGCCUCAACCUCAACAUCUCGCCGGAACGGGGAUGGUUCGGGCGGGGCUGGCCUCGGUUUGUUGUCGUUCGAUCGCAAGAAGAUGGAAGAGGAAAGGCUGCAGAGGUUAGCCAAGCGGCGCCGCUCCCCUACUGAGGACGAAGAUGUUGUAGAGGUUCCUCCGCCAAAGAGAAUGACACCAUGUUCUGAACCACCCCGGACUGUAGCUGGAUAUCUGGCGCCAAUCCUGCUGCAAUAUCCCAAAGGUGCUAUCAAAAGAACAUGGGCGAAAGGAUAUCCUCGGACGUCAGAAGACAUAAAGAUCGAGGAGAUCUUUCAGAAGGACAAACUAGAGCUUGCUCUACUGAGCUCGUACCAGUGGGAUGAUGAAUGGCUCGUAUCCAAACUGGAUUUGAGAAGGACCAAGUUACUCCUCCUGGCAUUUGCCGACAGUGAGGCCCAGAAAUCAGAGAUGCAAUCCAAUGCGCCACCGGGCAUCAAGUUCGUCUUUCCGGCAAUGAACGGGCCUGGGGCGAUGCAUUCCAAGCUGCAGCUGCUAAAGUACCCCGACUAUCUUCGAGUUGUGGUCCCAACAGCCAAUCUAGUCCCUUAUGACUGGGGUGAGACUGGCGUCAUGGAGAACAUGGUCUUCCUGAUCGACCUUCCUCGACUAAAGAACUCCCCGACUCAUCGGCCAACCGCCUUCAGUACCGAGCUCGGCCGAUUCCUGUCAGCAACUGGCGUUGGCGAGUACAUGGUGAGCAGCCUCACAAACUACGACUUCUCGCAAACGAAGCACCUUGGCUUCGUGUAUACCAUCCCGGGUGGACAUCAAGGAGAAUCGCUGAAGCGAAUAGGAUACAGCGGGCUGGGCACCAGUGUGGCUUCCCUCGGACUAGCCACCGACGACCCAAUCGAGGUCGACUUCGUUGUGGGUGAACCAUUACUCCAGUGCGCCUCUCUCGGAUCUCUCAACUACGACCUGGUAGGCGCAAUUUACAACGCAUGUCAAGGAGACGAUGGUCUGGCCGAGUACAAGUCGAGAAUGGGUCGGACAGGCAAAAACAAGGCGUCGAAUCCAUGGCAAGACAAGCUAAAGGAUCGUUUCCGAAUAUAUUUUCCGACCGACGAGACAGUUGGCAGGAGUCGAGGUGGGCGCAAUGCUGCGGGCACCAUCUGUGUCCAGCCCAAGUGGUGGCGCUCGCCAACCUUCCCCACCGAGCUUGUGCGGGACUGUGUUAACACCAGAGAUGGGCUUUUGAUGCACAGCAAGAUGAUCUUGGUAUCCCAGACGGAAGCGGGAAGUCAAAGUCAAUUGCAGACGCGACCGCAAACGCGAUCGGAUCCGCGGGGACGCGAACAGGUGCCGGCUCGCACCCCCGCGGAGCCGAAAGCGGCAAGUAUGUCUCUUGGCUGGGUUUACAUUGGCAGCGCAAAUCUGUCAGAGAGCGCAUGGGGCCGAAUUGUCAAGGACCGAGCAACAGGACAGCCCAAGAUGAGUUGUCGCAAUUGGGAGAGCGGCGUCGUAGUGCGAGUUGGCAGCCGCAAAAGCAGUAGCACUGUCUCCAGCAGCUUCAGUGAGGGCGCCAGCGCCAGUAUUAAGGUCAAGGCGGCGGCAGAGACUCAGGCACGGCCAUCAGCGCAGGCGGGGAAGACAUUGAGGGAGCCGGACAAGGGAUGUGAUACGAGUCAACAAGAUCAUCACGUCAAGAAGCAGGAACAGAAACAGCAACAGAAUGAUAAUGUCGCGAACACAGACGUUGACAUGGAAAUGGUAUUCGAGGGCACAGUCCCAAUACCAAUGCGACAGCCAGGACGACGCUACCGCGAGGGUGAAGAGCCAUGGUUUUACAGUAUGCAGGGCUGA